Brachypodium distachyon (stiff brome) is the source of this 1079-nucleotide messenger RNA. RefSeq names its product carbonic anhydrase, chloroplastic. The transcript has 9 exons. Gene Ontology annotation, molecular function: carbonate dehydratase activity; zinc ion binding. The record is from RefSeq and is a predicted model, not a curated record. NCBI's taxonomy places the organism in Eukaryota, Viridiplantae, Streptophyta, Magnoliopsida, Poales, Poaceae. The coding region runs from base 163 to 924 and encodes 253 amino acids. Gene Ontology annotation, biological process: carbon utilization.
AUUAUAUUCUUCCCUGCCGCAACCGUCUCACGAUUGGAACGGAAUAUAUUCAACAUUUAUUCUUCAAAUAUAAGUGCCGGGCUCUGGUACCAAACGAAAAUCGUUCCCGGCGGCUGGUCCAGGCAGCGAACCUAGGGCGCCGUUCCGCGGAGAAGAUCGAAGAUGGGUGGCUGCUGCUGCUGCUGCUUCCCCGCCUCCGCUAAACCCAGGAGAGAGAACCCAAUGCACCCGGCCACGGAGUCACUCAUCCAGCGGAAUCCGGAUCACACGGUUCCACAUCAUCAUCCGCCCCAGGAGGUCAAAAACACUGGCAAGGGCACGAAGGCUGCCGUACGGUUGAAGACCGGGUUCGAGCGUUUUAAGACGACUAUCUACGACAAGAAUCUGAAGCUGUUUGAGCCGCUCAAGACCAGCCAGACCCCCAAGUACAUGGUGUUCGCAUGCUCUGACUCGCGCGUGUGCCCAACAUUAACCCUCGGCCUGCAGCCAGGAGAGGCGUUCACUGUCCGAAAUAUUGCGGGCAUGGUUCCUGCCUACCAAGAGAAAAGGCACUGCAGCAUUGGGUCAGCCAUUGAGUUUGCCGUGGUUGUCCUCAAGGUUGAGUGCAUUGUUGUGAUGGGUCAUAGCCGCUGUGCUGGAAUCAAGGAACUCCUCUCUCUGAAAGCAGACAGACCUCACGCCUAUCACUUCAUUGAGGAUUGGGUCAAGGUCGGCAUGAACGCCAAGAGGAAGGUCCUGAGAGAAAACCGGUUGUUGCCUUUCGACGACCAAUGCACCGUGCUGGAAAAGGAGGCCGUCAAUGAGUCCCUUGCAAAUCUCAAAUCCUACCCGUUCGUCAAGGAUAGAUUGCGCAAGGGCACACUGAGUCUGCUUGGUGCCCGCUACGACUUCGUGAACGUCAGCUUGGAGACGUGGAAUCCCUGAAGUCAAAUGGUGCAGAAAUGGUUAGCUAAGGGCUAAUUGCACAUACCUGUGCGUCCAGUGGAAUUCUUGUUUACCGCCCGAGGUUCUGACGCCUUACGCCUACCUCCCAAAUUGCGAUGUAUGCGCUUUUUGGUGUAAAUCAUGUUGCCUUCCCC